Molecule: messenger RNA, 1431 nt
Organism: Raphanus sativus (radish)
Lineage: Eukaryota; Viridiplantae; Streptophyta; Magnoliopsida; Brassicales; Brassicaceae
Product: indole-3-acetate O-methyltransferase 1
Biological process (GO): methylation
Molecular function (GO): S-adenosylmethionine-dependent methyltransferase activity
Source: RefSeq, a predicted model, not a curated record
GUCUCAUUCUCAAAAACUAAGUGCAGAGAAAGAGAGAGGAUCGAGAUAAUAAGAUAGAAAGAAAAAGAAGAGAAUGGGUUCUAAGGGAGACAACGUUGCUGUAUGUAACAUGAAGCUCGAGAGACUUCUCAGCAUGAAAGGUGGCAAAGGACAAGACAGCUACGCAAAUAACUCUCAAGCCCAGGCGAUGCAUGCACGGUCCAUGCUUCACCUCUUAGAAGAAACACUUGAUAACGUUCAUCUAAACUCCUCCGCCAACCCUUCACCGUUCACGGCGGUUGAUCUCGGUUGCUCCUCCGGAGAAAAUACCAUACACAUCAUCGAUUUCAUCGUCAAACACAUCUCUAAGCGUUUUCAUUCCGCCGGGAUCGACCCACCGGAGUUCACAGCUUUCUUCUCUGACCUCCCAAACAACGAUUUCAACACUCUUUUUCAGCUUCUUCCACCACUUGUCUCUAACUCUUGCAUGGAGGAGUGCCUUGCUGCAGACGGAAAUCGCUCCUACUUUGUCGCUGGUGUUCCCGGAUCGUUUUACCGGAGACUUUUCCCGGCGAGAACAAUUGAUAUUUUCCACUCUGCCUUUUCUUUGCAUUGGCUCUCUCAGGUGCCGGAGAGCGUGACGGAUAGGAGAUCGGCGACUUACAAUAGAGGGAGAGUGUUCAUACACGGCGCCGGAGAGAAGAUGGCCACUGCGUACAAACGGCAAUUUCAGGCGGACUUGGCGGAGUUUUUGAGGGCAAGAGCGGCGGAGGUUAAGAGAGGUGGGGCCAUGUUCCUUGUUUGUCUCGGUCGUACCUCUGUAGACCCCACUGAUCAAGGUGGUGCCGGUCUACUCUUCGGCACUCAUUUUCAAGACGCUUGGAACGACCUUGUCAGCGAGGGUUUGGUAGCGGCAGACAAGCGCGACGGAUUCAAUACGGUGUACGCUCCAAGCCUGCAAGACUUCAAGGAAGUAGUUGAAGCGGAUGGCUCCUUCACCAUUGAGAAGCUUGUAGUUUACAAAGGAGGGAGUCCACUUGUUGUGAGCGAGCCGGACGAUGCAUCCGAGGUCGGUCGUGCUUUUGCUAGUAGUUGUCGGAGUGUGGCUGGAGUACUAGUUGAAGCUCACAUCGGGGAAGAGCUAAGCAACGAGUUGUUCUCAAGAGUUGAACGUCGAGCCACUAUCCAUGCCAAGGAUGUCUUGGUGAAUCUGCAGUUCUUUCAUAUCGUCGCUUCUUUAUCUUUUACUUAGUUCCAAAUUAAAAUGAAAAGGCCUAAUUUAAAAAAAACGACGUUCGUGUGCUUGUUUUAUCUCUCUUUUUAUUUUCCUUAGGCGCUUUUUAUUUGUUUUGUUUUUCUCCCCUUACUGGCAUGGCUUUUGAUCAUGUAAUCUAAAAUAGUUAGGUGAAGACUUCUUUCUUUAAAUCUUUAUGAAAAGGAAGUCUUUGUUUC